This is a messenger RNA of Bombina bombina (fire-bellied toad), 1223 nucleotides long. RefSeq names its product dicarbonyl and L-xylulose reductase (gene DCXR). Lineage: Eukaryota; Metazoa; Chordata; Amphibia; Anura; Bombinatoridae. Gene Ontology annotation, molecular function: L-xylulose reductase (NADPH) activity; carbonyl reductase (NADPH) activity. Bases 242 to 976 code for a protein of 244 amino acids. Gene Ontology annotation, biological process: xylulose metabolic process; glucose metabolic process. The transcript is spliced from 8 exons. The record is from RefSeq and is a predicted model, not a curated record.
UGGUGAUUGCGCUGCGCUCAGCAGGAUCAGAGACUGCUAAAAAAACGAAUGAAGCGCUGCCACUUUAUGUAAUCGCUUAUGUGAUUCCCCAGACGACCUGGGGAAAUAUCCGCUCGGCCCACCUCCUGUUUUUAACCAACGCCCCCUCAUCAGGACCACCCGCCUCUCUUAACUCCUCGGUUAGCUGGUCAGAGUCCUGUGUUCCCGCACGCACUUUACUCGUGAUUCCUGCACAGCCGAGAUGGAGAUCAGUUUUUCAGGGCGUCGGGCUCUCGUGACAGGGGCAGGAAAGGGAAUCGGCCGGGCAACUGUGAAGGCACUGCAUGCAGCAGGGGCUGAAGUGACUGCACUUAGCCGGAGUUCGGGAGACCUUGACAGCCUGGCCAAGGAGUGCCCAGGUGUGCAGACAAUCUGUGUGGAUCUGGCAGACUGGAAGACCACAGAGGCUGCUCUGAGUUCUUUGGGACCCAUAGACCUUCUGGUUAAUAAUGCAGGGGUAGCCCUCUUGCAGCCACUGCUUGAGGUCACAGAGGAAGCAUUUGACAGGAGCUUUGCAGUGAAUGUGAAAGCCGCUUUACUUGUAUCUCAGGUGGUUGCCCGUCAGAUGAUUGAGCGUGGUGUUCCAGGAUCCAUAGUUAAUGUUUCAAGCCAGGCAUCCCAGCGUGCACUGCAGGAUCAUGCCGUUUAUUGUGCUACCAAAGGGGCCCUGGACAUGCUGACCAAGGUUAUGGCCCUUGAACUGGGAUCUAAGCAGAUUCGUGUAAACGCUGUGAACCCCACAGUGGUGAUGACUGACAUGGGCCGGAUUGGUUGGAGUGACCCCCAGAUGGCUGGGUCAAUGCUGAGCCGUAUUCCUCUAGGACGAUUUGCUGAGGUGGAAGAUGUAGUUCAUAGCAUUCUGUUUCUGCUGAGUGAUAAAAGUUCCAUGAUCACAGGCUCAUUCCUUUCUGUGGACGGAGGAUUCCUGGCUUGUUAAAUCCAUUGGAAACAUUGCUUGAUUUUAGCAUUUAUUCUGCUAUUUACCUACCUGUAGCCAUCAAAACCAGGCAGAUAUAACUAGACUAUGAGACUACAACCAAUGAUACUUUUCUUUAAUUUGUACAAAGCUGAACAUUUGAAACAUGAUUUAACAUGACUCACAGGUUUUCUGUAAUGGAGAGGAAAGCAUUUCUGCAGCACCAUUGUGGCUACAAAUUACACAAUAAAACAAAUGUUUAAACACU